CUUGGCAAUCUGGAAUUUGACGAUGACAACUCGGGUGAGGCUGCCAUCUGCAAUGUAGAGUUCCUCGAAGCUGCGGCUGAUAAUCUAGGCGUAACCGCCGAGAGCUUGGGCGAUGGCUUCUUGACAGAAGUCAAAAUUGUCAUGAAAGAAAAGUUUCGGAAACGAGUUAGCGCAGAUCGCGCUGCAAUAGCUCGAGACGCCGUUGGCAAGGCGCUCUACGACAGACUCUUCACAUACAUUGUAGCAAAGAUUGAUAGCGGACUACGACCUGCUGACCCUUUGCCUGAGCACGAGCAGUGUUGCAUCGGGAUUCUCGGUGCGUCAGCGGCUGCAUCUCCACAGGUCUUAGGAUUCACCGACAAUCAAGCCAUUCUAGACUUGUUUUUCGAAACGAGCGGCAUUUUCCCGACCCUGCGCGAAUAUACCGCCUUGGCGACGGGACGCGAUGAGGCCUUUCUCCAAGAUUUGGCACAAAGACAGCAAGACAAUGCGCGUUUUGCAAGGACAAAGUUUGCCGAUGUUUUCCGCGUGCAGCACUAUGCUGGCACCAUUGACUACCAUGUCACAGGCAUGAUUGAAAAGAAUCGUGACCCUCUACCCAGCGAGUUGCAGGCUGUGCUUCAGAAAACAAGCAAUGCCCUCAUUGAGCUGAUAUUCCAGCCCAACAUUGAAGAGAUGGCGUCAUCCUCGGUCGGUGAGCAGUUUACCAGCUCACUGGCGGCCCUGAUGUUCAAAAUGAAUACCUGUUUGCCGCACUUUGUGCGGUGUAUCAAGCCCAACGGUGCUCAAAAGCCCAAGUGCUACGAGGAUCAAGUGGUCGUCGAACAGCUCCGAUACACGGGCAUGCUAGAGACCAUCCGGAUCCGCCGUGAGGGCUUUGCCCAUCGUUUGACCUUUGAAGAUGUUGUACAAGCUUAUCGCGGUGUCUGCUUUGAUUUCACGACUCGCCUUCCCCCCACCCGAGACAAUGCCGCCAAGAUUAUGGCGGCCUGCCAAGCCAAGCAGGCAGGCCUCAACACCCAACAGGCUAUGGCUGACACCCUCAACACCUUGGAUGGCUGGAUUGUGGCCAAGAACAAAGUCUUCCUCAAAUACUGGCAUGUGGACGUCCUAGACUCCCUCAUGAUGCCUUUCGGUGCGGCGGCCACGGCCAUCCAAGCUUGGUAUCGUGGGUGUCUCUCACGCAGGCGCUACGCUGCUGAUCUUCGACGUUACCGUGACCAACUGGCCUUGGCCAAAACUUUUAUGAGCGAUGCAUCGCACACUGCCAAAGAAGUGUUUGGUAUGCUGUCGACCCUGUUGCAGGAGGAAGAACGGCGUGGGCUUGCCGGACUUGGUCUGCUGCAGAGCAUGCCGCCCAAGGAAGAGAAAAAGGCAUUAAAACAGCUGCACACUGAAAUCAGCAAGCCGCUUGACAAGCGCCGCUUUGCCAAGAGUGUGUCCCGCGACAUACGCGCAUCUCAAAAAUGGUGGCUCAAGUUUGAGCAGCGGAGGGAUGAGCACCUGGAUACGGAUGGCAAUGUAUACCCGUGGUUUCACGGCCUUCUUUCAAGACGUGAGGCCGAGGAUUUGCUCUAUGAUUCACCCGUGGGCACGUUUUUGUUGCGCGUAUCCGACCGCUCCUUCAACUAUGCUCUUUCCAUCAAGCACGACAAGGCCUUUUUCCGCCAUUACCGCGUCACACACGCCGCUUCGGGGGGCUACUGUGUGGACGGAGCUGCUUCAGAUUUCCCUACACUCGCAGAACUGGUGGAUUUCUUCCGCCAUGAAAACCUAUCCGUGGCUGGUGACCGACUUGUCGAGCCGCUUGAUCUCAUUCAUGAUCUCCACUUGGGCAUUGGCGACCAGAAUGGGCAGUUGCAUAGCGUGCGUACCGAUUCACUGCCGUGCCGAGCCAUUGCAUAG
Molecule: messenger RNA, 1905 nt
Organism: Monosiga brevicollis MX1
Lineage: Eukaryota; Choanoflagellata; Craspedida; Salpingoecidae
Exons: 6
Cellular component (GO): myosin complex
Molecular function (GO): cytoskeletal motor activity; ATP binding; protein binding
Source: RefSeq, a predicted model, not a curated record